This is a messenger RNA of Parastagonospora nodorum SN15, 1369 nucleotides long. RefSeq lists its product as hypothetical. Gene Ontology annotation, molecular function: chitin binding; chitinase activity. NCBI's taxonomy places the organism in Eukaryota, Fungi, Ascomycota, Dothideomycetes, Pleosporales, Phaeosphaeriaceae. The record is from RefSeq and is a predicted model, not a curated record. Bases 1 to 1173 code for a protein of 390 amino acids. Gene Ontology annotation, biological process: chitin catabolic process; carbohydrate metabolic process. Gene Ontology annotation, cellular component: extracellular region. The transcript is spliced from 4 exons.
AUGACUUCCGCAGCAGCUUCUGGCUACAAGAACGUUGCGUACUUUGUCAAUUGGGAUCUUCCAGGCCAGGAGCUUACUCAUGUGCUUUAUGCCUUUGCCAAUGUUCGACCUGAAACUGGUGAGGUCUAUCUGACCGACACUUGGUCGGACACUGACAAGCACUACUCGACCGAUUCUUGGAACGAUGUUGGCACCAACGUCUACGGAUGCGCAAAACAACUAUUUCUCCAGAAGAAGAAGAACCGCAAGUUGAAGGUUCUGCUUUCCAUUGGAGGCUGGACUUACUCGGCCAACUUUGCGCAACCAGCUUCGACAGAAGCAGGCCGUGCCAAGUUUGCAAGCAGUGCCGUUGCCCUUCUCCAGGAUCUCGGCUUUGAUGGCCUUGACAUCGACUGGGAAUACCCAGCCAACGAAGCCCAAGCAAACGACAUGGUGUCUCUCCUCGCCGCCACCCGCAAAGCUCUCGACGCCUACUCCGCCGCCCACGCCCCAAACCAACACCUUCUCCUAACCGUCGCCUCCCCCGCCGGUGCCAAAAACUACAACAUCAUGAAGCUCGGCGCCAUGGACAAGUACCUCGAUUUCUGGAACCUCAUGGCCUACGACUACGCCGGAUCCUGGGACGCCAACGCAGGCCAUCAAGCCAACUUCAACCCCUCUGGCAAUAACGCCAUCUCCACGCCCUUCAACACGCAGCAAGCCCUCAAAGACUACGCCGCCGCUGGCGUCCCGCUCAAUAAAAUCGUCCUCGGUAUGCCCCUUUACGGCCGCGCCUUCGCCAACACUGACGGCCCUGGCAAACCCUUCUCUGGUGUUGGCCAGGGCACGUGGGAAGCGGGCGUGUACGACUACAAGACGCUCCCCCAGGCCGGCGCUUCCGUAACGAACGAUUUGGACCUCGGGGCCAGCUGGAGCUACGACCAGGGCCAGCGGCUGAUGAUCAGCUACGACACGCCGCAGGUGAUUCAGAAGAAGAGCGAGUUGGUGAAGAGCAUGGGACUGGGCGGCGGGAUGUGGUGGGAGAGCAGCAGUGAUAAGAAGGGGAGUGAUAGUUUGAUUUCGACUUUUGUCAAUGCUGUUGGUGGCACGGGCGCGUUGGAUCAGAGCCAGAAUUUGCUGAGCUUCCCGUCGAGCAAGUAUGAUAACUUGAAGGCGGGAUUCCCCAACGAGUGAGGGGUAGGUGGGAGAGUCUUGGGCACCUUUUUUCGCCCGCUUUCUUGAACAUACUUUUGGUGCGAAAGUUGUCUCAUAUGUCAAUCGUCGGUCGCUUUGGAGAGCAGAAGACGAGGAGUUUUCUUUAGAUGUCACUGUCGCUUCAUAUAUGGUUGGGGAUGUAGGUACCGGUUUCAAAUAUACUCAUGAUUUACUA